CAUUCCUCAGAGAAGGAACAAGUCCACGGAGCCUCCGCUUACAGCAAACAAAUCAAGGUGCUGAUCAGCAAAGUCGCUUCCCUGCACCACCGAAAUGAAUCCUGUUCUGGCUGUGACCUUUUGCCUCUUGGUCGCUUUGGAACCUGUGAACUGCCAAAGAGUUCAGCGAAGCCUUCAGCCAUGGGUGCAGGGCACCAUUGCAGUUACUGUCUUCUUGGUUUUGGCUAUGGUUGCCUUUGUUGUCAAUCGGUUAUGGUGCCAGGAAAACGAUGAUUCCUUUGAGGAGAAAAACAAAGCAUUCUCCCUGAGCAGCACUAAAGAAGAGAUGCCCAUUUCAAAUGGGUCAGAAGGGAGGUAUUCAACAACUGCAGCAGACUUCAGGAGUGAAGAAGGCCCCCAUGUUUAUGAAAACAAAGUCGAGCUUGAGUGCAGAAACACAACUGAGGGUCAUAGUGAAAACAAUAUUCAAGUUCUUACCACUUGCAUGUAGCAUCUUCAUCCCCACCACCCUCACUUCCUAUCCUACCCCUAUUAUAGACUCCAUACAAGAGACCAGUUCUGCACAUCAGUUAUUGUGCAUGCAUUGAAUCACUUUGCUAAAAGGCAUUGGCUGCUGGCUGAGUGAAGCCUAUGUUUCAUUUCUUUUUAUUUUAAAACCUUUCCACACCAGAUUUCAUGUUGCUGUUAUAGUCCUGUGUUCAGUUUUGAGGUCAUCUGUGCACCUCUCUUGGGGGGAAUAAACUGGCACAUCAUGGUGAGUCCAACAUCAGAACCUUUACCAAACCUGAUUGUUAGUGUCAUCCCAUAAUCACCAGGGACAUUCAGGGGCCCUGAAACCAAGUCUCCUGGAUCUUCUGCCCCGCUCCCUUUUGAGCCCCACUCCCUGCAAAAAAACCACCCCACUUAGCUUACAGGGCACCUAGCUGUGCUGCAAAGUCAUUCACCAUCAUAAUCUGUGAAGACCUACAGGGUCCUCAGCCCAGAAGAUCCUGCCUGGAAACCCUUAGAGCAAGGUAAGGGGCUGUGAAAACCAGUCUGAAUUUGCAUUUAACACAUGCAGACUUCAUACAGACAUUUGCCCCAAGUCUUCUAAGUACCCAGCAAUGCCCCUAAGAUUAUUUCUUCUUAGCAAGUAUUGCUGUAUUGCCAUAGACAGCAAACACAGACCUCCUUGAAAGUCCUCUGUAGCCCACUGCUAUGUCCCCCCUGGAAAUUUCUUGGUGAGAAACUACCCUUUCUUCACAAUAAAGCAUCUACAUGGGAACAGUAUAUAGGUAUUAUCAACUCAAGCCUGCAAUGCUCCACCAGAUUGCUUCAUUUGAUUCUUGCUCUGCUAUGGAAUUGCCACAAGGACACACCAGCUACUAGGGCAUGAAUAAAGCCGAUGUGACUCAGAUGCAAGCCUUAGAUGUGAAUCAUCUGCUUUUCUUUCCAUGUAUGUAUCAAAUGAGCUGGAGGAUUUGUUUCCCGCAAGUGAGUGUUGGC
This is a messenger RNA of Zootoca vivipara (common lizard), 1485 nucleotides long. RefSeq names its product PDZK1 interacting protein 1 (gene PDZK1IP1). The record is from RefSeq and is a predicted model, not a curated record. NCBI's taxonomy places the organism in Eukaryota, Metazoa, Chordata, Lepidosauria, Squamata, Lacertidae.